ACUGUAAGCGUGUUUAUUAAAUGCCCUAGUGAACGAUUAUCGUAAUACCGUUAGUCGACAUACUGUAACGCUGUUUUACAGAUAUUAGUUAAAAGUACAGAAUUCGCGUGUUAUUCCAAUCCACUUGGAAUUUCCGAUCCAAAGCACCUUUGCGGUGUGGAAUUAGUGUUAUUAGUAAAAUUUCCAUAGCUUCUCGCGUUGACAUGACAACUUCUAUCUGAAUUUGCCUUCCUCAAAAAUAAUUACGAAGCAUAAAAAAAGCAAAACGUCCUUAGCUAAAGAGAACAGAUUCGGCGGCUUAUAUAAAUAACUCGUUUAGAUAUGUGACCCCCUGAUAAUAGAAUCUCGACAUGUGAUCCUUGAAGGAAAUAACUGCAAAGUGAUCUGUGAUGGCGCAACCCAAUUUUAGGUUUCUGCAUCAAGUGUAGUUGAAAUCCUUCUCACAAUGAAGAUCAAGUUCGUACUUCUGAUUGCUAUGGUGAUUUUGUACGUCGUUGGAGACGACCACUUCAUCCACACAGAUCACCACAGAAGACGUAAACAUCGGGUGGCGAGCGGAAAAAGAGAUAUUCGGUACGAUUGGAGGACGAGAGAGUUUAUUUCCGGUCAGAGAAGAAAUUCGAAGCUCGAUUCCGGUCUCAACGCCAUUUCGACGGAUCCCGAAAAUGAGAAAAAUGUGGAGAAAUUGUUUCUAAGCCCGAAUUAUACGAUCGUUCAGGCGCAAAUUGGAACAACCGCUGUUUUGCAUUGCGAAGUUAUCGAUAUUGGCGAGAGCACAGUGUCGUGGAUUAGGCGCCGGGAUUAUCAUUUACUAACUGUAGGAUUACAAACGUAUAGCAGUGAUAAACGAUUCUUCACCUCUAAUGGGAAAAGUGGGCAGGACUGGAGUUUACAUAUCAGAUACUCGGAGUUAAAGGAUUCGGGAUUAUACGAGUGUCAAAUAACAACUCAUCCCGCAUCUAGCCUCUUUGUAGAACUGCAAUUAUUGGAGGCUCACGCGGAUAUAAUAGGAGGAUCCGAAAAAAUUGUCAAAUCUGGAUCUCCGCUUCGUCUAAGUUGUAUAUUACGAAGAACGACGGAACCUCCUGAAUAUAUUUUUUGGUAUCACGGGGAGCACAUGAUCAACUACGACUUGAAGGGCGGCGCCGCAGUCCGACAUGGCCGCCAGGGUAGCGAGUUGAUCAUCCCCAGGGCCGAGAUGAAGCACGCCGGAAACUACUCUUGCGUGCCCUCAAACGCACGCCCUGCCAACGUCACCGUGCAUGUGCUGCAAAGUGAAAAACCGGCAGCCAUGCAGCAUGACAGCAAGGGUGGAUCUGCAGUUCCCUGCGGUAGAAGACGCGCAAUAAGUAUUUUGCUUUUAAAUGUCAUCGCCUUGCUUUGGAGAUGAUAGCUGAACAACACAUAAAUUUAAAAAUGUAAAUUGACUGUCUUCAAUCUUAUAAUUGAUACCGUAUAGUUUCUGUUUGUACAUAUCUUCCUACGAAAAUACCAAUUGGACUGUAUUUGUAUCUAGAAUAAGGCGAUGUACAAAAUGUAUCAUAUGCGUGCGUUUCUCUAUUUUACAAAAUGUGUGGACAAUAAGCCUAUCUUAAAAAUAUUACAUUGUACGAAUCGAAAUUUCUGAACGAUGUUUUGUAGUUGUAUUCCUCUAUUCGUUUGUUACAUUUGUAAAGGUUUAUGUAUAUAGCAUUAGGUUAGAUGUUUUCAACUACCUAACUCGAGUUGCUUUAGAUUACGGAACUGAAUUACUUCAUUCUAGGCACAUUUUUUAUUGAACUUUGUGGAGUUAUUGGGAGACCGAGCUUAAUUUCACCUAAACCCAAUUCCGACAUUUAGAUUAGUGAGACGUAAUCUGAAGCACUGAUUCAUCAGUCUAUAGUAAUAAAUUAGUGGUAGGAGAUUGAAUUCCAUUAGUGUCCUCAAACAGAAAGUGAAUGUUUCAAGAAAUAGAAGUUAAUUAUGCCAAGAGAUUAAUUGUACUAUAAUUAUAUUCAUUCUUUUUGAACAUGUACAGGGUACAUAUGUAUAUAAAGUAUGGAAUCUAAGUAAAUCUGGAACUGAAGGUGCAUUAUUUUAGCUUUGGUAUGAAUUUGAGGUACGGUGCGCUGUAAAUAAAAAUGUAUCUCCAUGACUGCCACUUUGUGAAUUUAAAUAAAAAUA
Molecule: messenger RNA, 2163 nt
Organism: Photinus pyralis (common eastern firefly)
Lineage: Eukaryota; Metazoa; Arthropoda; Insecta; Coleoptera; Lampyridae
Product: hemicentin-2-like
Exons: 8
Coding region: 446-1390 (314 amino acids)
Biological process (GO): synapse organization
Cellular component (GO): neuron projection membrane
Source: RefSeq, a predicted model, not a curated record